This is a messenger RNA of Lepisosteus oculatus (spotted gar), 2270 nucleotides long. NCBI's taxonomy places the organism in Eukaryota, Metazoa, Chordata, Actinopteri, Semionotiformes, Lepisosteidae. The record is from RefSeq and is a predicted model, not a curated record.
AUGGUUGCACCAGCAGUGUCACUUUCAAGAACAGCUGACUAUUCCAAUAACCCUGGGUUUGUUUUCAUUCCUUCUGAAGGUGAAAAGAAGGAAAAAAUUUUCCAUCUUCAAUAUAAUCCAGCAAAAGAUCAGUAUUGUCGGAUUUCGAACAAAUCGGAGACAAUACAAGGUUGGGAGAAUGGUGUCUGGAAGAAGGAAUCAAUUUUCAGAAAAGUUGAGAAUGACUGGCAAAUGGUUUAUAUUGCUUGUACAGAGGGUUCAUCCUCAGGGAAUAUAAGCUGGAAAUUUGACUGCGGGCCUGUCGGCUUGAAAAUAAGAAGUGUUUCUUUGAGAGUAAGCAGUAAGACUUUUCACUCGGGGAAAGUGAGUUGGAGAAUAAACCUGAAGCAAGAAACCAUUGACGUUUUAGGAGAUAAUACACUUCAUUCAUUCCCAAACUUGUCAGAUACUACAGAACUUGUUUUGGAAGCUGAUUUAAGUGGUGGAGAAAGCGAGACGUCGUGGCAACAUGCACAGCUGUUUAGACAAAGCCUGAAAGAAGCAGAAGAAACCUCAUUAGAAAUCAUUAUUCACAUGGAGGAUGCUUGAUAUCUUCUAGUGAUAUGAAGCUGGAAAUGGGAAAACGGAUCCUUUUAAAAACCCAAAUAUUUUUUCUUUUAUCUUUAGAAGACUUUCUUUGAUACAGAACUAUUUGGUAUAUAAACAGUCUGUUUUUGCAAUAAACACUGAAUCAAGCCAGCUGUUCCCCAUACUUAGAAAAGCUUUCCUAGCAGGGAAAACAACUUUGGUGCUAUAUUUAAGGGUCACAACUUUGAAACUUUAAUUUCCCAACAAUAACUUUGGGGCUUACAUUUGUGAAAUUGUGAACUUUAACCUCUGUGAAAUAAUGCCCUCACAUUUGUUUUUGUAAUCUUAAAGCCAGUGACAUUUUACAAAGAAAAAGAUGAAAUGAUACCAAAGUAAGAUGUACCUUUUUUUGCUUCUUCUUGAAAGUGCUGGAAUAUUCCAAUGGAAUAUUUCUGCAACAGGUAGUUAUCAACCACAUCUUCACUAAGAACCCAAAACUUGCUUGGGAUCCUUAAGUAUCAUAUAACCUUUGCAUUACACGUUGGAACUUUUAAAUUGAUGCAGGGAAAUGAUCACGAAAGCUUCCUUUGCUGAAAUGUAUUUUACAUUGUACAGAAGUGUUGCGAGAGGGGGUUCGGAGAGAGAGCCAACCGUUACUGGGAAAACUUGUAGAAUGAGAAUGAUUGAAUAACUAGCACUCCGAAAGAGUGUCCAAUUCCACAGAGCCUAACCCAAACAACUCCUUUCCCUCGUGUGGGAAUUCACUCUCUCCGGCUGCUAAUUAUUCAGUCAGCCCAGGUGUGCCUCAUUCUGCAGGUUUUCUCAUUAACAGGUGGUUCUCUCUCAAGCCACCUUGCAAGAAAACAAUGCGUUUUAAAUUGUCCAACUGGGACUUUGGAGUAAUAUAUUGCUUUCGCUUAUGGAAAAUAAUGUCCCAGAAUGUUGUUUUUAUUUUUAAUUAUGUAGUUUUGGGGUGAAUGCAAGAACAGCAUGAAAGUCUUUGUUAAAGAUGUCAACACAUCUAGAGAUGCAUGAAUCCUAUAACAGGAAGAUAAAUUGAUUGCAGUGUCAAUAAAAUGUAGAUUAAACCAAUAAAGAAAUGGGUGAAGAACAUCAUUUUCCUUUUAAUUUUGAUGGACAGGAGCAACAAAGCAGAGUGAAAGGAAAUAAUUUGUUGAAAAGUAUGUUUCUUUCACUUGUUAUUAUAGUCUUUAUUUCUACGCUUAAUGUCUUGUUGCAGUAAAAUCUCGAGAUGUGUAAGGGUAAAAUAGUCAUUUAGCUGUUUUUUAAACCAUUUUUAAUGUAAAUGCAUAACUGAUUCCAUUAUAUGUUGUGUAUGUUAUUGUGAAAUUUGAUGUUCUUGUAUGCUUCUAUUAUAGCAUCACAAAUGUAAGUAUUGACGCCCUCUUGUUUUUGACUGUUUUGUUCAAAUACACUUCAAAUAUUAAACUGAUUUUCAAAGUGUUGAACAAUCGCUUAUAAUACUAUUACUGUUUCUAGUAUCUAGUAUUUCGGGUGAAUUUUAUACCUGUAGUCUAUGGAAUUAAGCAAUUGUGUAGAAAUGAUUAUGUGCUUAGUUGAGUAGGCCAUUACUUGUCAACAAAUAUGCUUUGAUUACAGAAAUAAUAUGAUUACCUGAAUACCACAGUGAUGUGUACAGACUUUGUUUCCAUUACAAAAACAAAAGUAAAAUAUUGAACUUG